This is a messenger RNA of Limanda limanda (common dab), 1204 nucleotides long. It is a transcript of the gene rcl1, whose product is annotated as RNA terminal phosphate cyclase-like 1. Gene Ontology annotation, biological process: endonucleolytic cleavage of tricistronic rRNA transcript (SSU-rRNA, 5.8S rRNA, LSU-rRNA); ribosome biogenesis. NCBI's taxonomy places the organism in Eukaryota, Metazoa, Chordata, Actinopteri, Pleuronectiformes, Pleuronectidae. The transcript has 9 exons. The coding region runs from base 64 to 1182 and encodes 372 amino acids. The record is from RefSeq and is a predicted model, not a curated record. Gene Ontology annotation, cellular component: nucleolus. Gene Ontology annotation, molecular function: RNA endonuclease activity.
GCGUCUUCCUGGACCGACACACGUGGACUGGCUUCCCAGUGACGCUCGAACACAAACACCAGCAUGGCCAGCCACGGACUGGACUACGACGGCUGCAACUUCUUCCGGCAGCGGCUGGUGCUGUCCACACUCAGCGGGAAGCGGGUGAAGAUCUCCGGCAUCCGGUGGAAGGAGGACGACCCGGGGCUGAAGGAUUUCGAGGCCAGCUUCAUCAGACUCUUGGACAAAGUGACCAAUGGCUCCAGAAUAGAGAUCAACCAAACAGGUACUGUGUUAUUCUACCAGCCUGGCCUGCUGUAUGGAGGCGUGGUGGAACACGACUGCAGCCCGCAGCGCUCCAUCGGUUACUACCUUGAAGCGCUGCUCAUGCUGGCUCCAUUCAUGAAGAACUCCCUGAAGGCCACUCUGAGAGGAGUCACCAACGACCCACUCGACCCGUCUGUCGACAUGCUGAAGUCCACUGCUCUUCCUCUAAUGAAGAAGUUUGGGAUUGAUGGAGCAAGUUUUGAUCUCAAGGUGGUGAAGAGGGGGAUGGCACCGGGUGGGGGUGGAGAGGUGCUGUUCACGUGUCCUGUCCGCAGAACCAUCAGACCAGUCCAGUUCACAGACCCAGGAAAGAUCAAGAGGAUCAGAGGAAUGGCAUAUUCGGUGCGAGUUUCUCCUCAGAUGGCGAACAGGAUAGUGGACUCAGCCAGAAGCAUCCUCAACAAGUUCAUUCCAGACAUCUACAUCUACACAGACCACAUGAAAGGAGCCAGCUCUGGCAAGUCUCCAGGUUUCGGCCUGACGCUUGUGGCUGAGACGCUGAAUGGCACCUUCCUCAGUGCCGAGAUGUCGUCCACGCCACAGGGGCAGGGAGACAUCAUACUGCCAGAGGACCUCGGCACGAACUGUGCCAAGAUGCUUUUAGAGGAGAUUUAUCGGGGUGGCUGCGUGGAUUCGUCCAAUCAGAGCCUGGCACUGCUCUUGAUGACCCUUGGCCAGCAGGACGUGUCGAAGGUUUUGCUCGGACCCCUCUCCCCAUACACAAUCGAGUUCCUCAAACACAUUAGAGAUUUCUUCCAGAUCAUGUUCAAGAUCGAGGUCCAGAAGCCGUUAGAAGACGAAAGGAAAGGAGGAGACAAGGUCCUGAUGACCUGUGUAGGAGUUGGUUACAGCAACAUGAACAAAACUCUAAAAUAAAAUAUUUAUAUUUUUAUAGAAA